This is a messenger RNA of Punctularia strigosozonata HHB-11173 SS5, 3489 nucleotides long. Its product is annotated as Dna2-domain-containing protein. Gene Ontology annotation, cellular component: cytoplasm. Gene Ontology annotation, molecular function: 5'-flap endonuclease activity; helicase activity. The transcript is spliced from 16 exons. Bases 1 to 3489 code for a protein of 1162 amino acids. The record is from RefSeq and is a predicted model, not a curated record. Gene Ontology annotation, biological process: replication fork reversal. NCBI's taxonomy places the organism in Eukaryota, Fungi, Basidiomycota, Agaricomycetes, Corticiales, Punctulariaceae.
AUGCCGGCCCCGACGCGCACAGCAGCAGAAGAGGCUGCAUUCAUGAGCGAGCUGCUCUCCGGCUUGGACGACUCCUUCUUCAACUCCUCCUCCCCCCUGGCAUCUCCAGCGCGACACUCUCCUCGUAAACACCCGAAGAAACACCACAAACGCUCCUCUCCUGCACCUCGACCGAGAUCCACGCCUCUCUCCCCGCUCUCCUCCCGCUCCCCGAAGAAGCCGACGCACAAGUUGGAGAACGUGCAGGCUGCGGACGUGGAUCUUGCCGCGCUCACUGCCGGCGCGGAGGACUGGGACUGGGAAGACAUGCUCACCCCGAAGAAAAGCAGGUCACCCCAUAAAUCUCACCGCGACGAAUGUACGCGGUGCGUCGUCGAGUCCAUCGACGAGUUGGAACAAUCAGCUAUCUACUCCACGCACUCUUCGACUACUCAAAGACGGGUUGUUCUCCACGACGAUUGGGCGUGGACAGAGCUGGAGAAAGGGGACGUCGUCAACGUCUUGGGCUCGUUCAAGAGCGAUGCCUCCGGAAUUCUCAGCGUAGACAUAACAUCCAAGAAUAACAUCAUCAUCGCGCAUCCCGAUCUGCUCUUAACAGCUACCGCAUUGAGCAACGCAAGUCAAUGUCGACGAAAACCUCUUCUCAGCUCGCUGAUUAGGCAAGCCUCGUCUGAAUCAGGCGCUAGCCCGAGUUUGGUAUGGGGUAACAUGCUGCACGAAGUCGUCCAAUCCUGUCUCAAAGAGGGACGAUGGGACGAAGGCUUCAUAUCCUCGCUGAUCAACGGUGUCGUCCGGACCCCUUCUGGCCUUAGCAGUCUCGUUACGAUCGGUUGCGACGUCGAAGCGGCGAAGAAAGAGCUCAACGCGAGAGCGGUCGGUAUCAAAGUGUUUGGAGAACGAUACAUACAACAGGGGAAUCCAAGGGAAGACGCCGUGCUCGUCAACACCCGAGCCAAGAACGGUCAGAAGAGUUUGUUGGCCAUCACCGCCCUACACGACGUCGAAGAGGACAUGUGGAGCCCGAGGUGGGGCCUGAAGGGCAAAAUCGAUGCCAGCGUACAAGGCGUUGUCGAGGAGCGUACGGAAUCGCCGUUCACGAAGACCAAGAUGGUAGCCUCGGCGAGCACGAUGACAUCCUCCCCCUUCCCGUUCGAGAUCAAGACGGGUAGGAACGUGGCCGGCAUGGAACAUCGUGCUCAGACCAUGCUUUACACUUUAUUGAUGAGCGAAAGGCGCGCCGUCGAGAGCGGGUUGCUGUACUACACCCAAAGCGAGGAAGUCGUUCGCGUUCCCGCCGGCCGCGCCGAAAUCCGUGCCCUGCUUAGUGUCCGGAACGAGCUGGCUGGAUGGAUGGACAAGCGAGCCAAGGCCAAAGAACGCGACGUGGUGCAAAUCGAGGACGCUGCACGAUUCCUACCAGAGACUAUCGACGACGAGCGGAUAUGCAAGCGCUGCUACGUGUCGGAUGCAUGCAUGCUCUACCGCAGGGCUGUGGAGGACAUCGAGGACGUAUCUUCGCCCAUCGCGGACAUUUACUUUGAAAAGACGGGCCACCUUACCGUCUCCCAUCGCGAAUUCUUCAAGAAAUGGGAGCAACUCAUCUCGCUCGAGGAACGCGACAUCGUGCGGUUCAAGAAGGAACUCUGGAUCAUGGGCGCGCGUGAGCGCGAGGCCAGAGGUCGGUGCUUCGCGGACAUGGUGCUCGACCAUGCAUACGUACCGCCCGCGGCACAGGCACACCAUCGCAUCCACCAGUUCACUUACCGCUUCGUCAAGCAAGGUGGUGAGACAGACGAGGCGGCCUCUCUGCUGAACGGACACAUGGGUGUCGGCGACGCCGUCACGAUCUCUGUGGAGCCCCACCUCCUUGCGCUGUCCCGUGGCUUCAUCGUCGAGCUCACUCCGACAGAGGUCAUCCUCGGUGUGGACCACGAGCUGCACCUGGGGCGCAUCGCGGCCCGCACCCGCACCCCCACUCCGGACGUCCUCUUCCGCAUCGAUCGCGACGAGCUCUUCGGCGGGAUGAGUCGUGUCCGUGAUAACCUCGCGCAUCUGUUCUACCAAGAUGGUGAUAAACGCCGCCUCGGGCUCGUCGUCGAUCUUAAAACGCCGCAGUUCGAUUGGCCGGACGUAGAAGAAGACGACGAGGUGGAGGUGCUGGACGAUGCAUACGCGAAAGCGCUAGAGGGGAUGAACCCGAACCAGCGCGAGGCGAUGGACAAAGUCAUGGCUGCACAGGACUAUGCACUGAUUUUGGGCAUGCCGGGCACCGGGAAGACGACGGUCAUCGUGGCUCUCAUCAAGGAGCUGGUCAGGAGGGGCAAGACGGUGCUAUUGACGUCUUAUACCCAUUCGGCGGUGGACACUAUUCUACUCAAGCUAUUGGAUGCUGAAUUCGGUAUCCUCCGUUUGGGUAACGUUGACAAGGUCCACCGCGAUGUCCACAAAUUCACGCUUGCGGCGAGGAAGGAGGCGAACAGCGUCGAAGAGCUCGAGAAACAGAUGAUGACGCCUCCCGUCGUCGCGACCACGUGUUUGUCGAUCGAACAGUCAGACGCGAAGAAGGGCGGCUUCGACGUCUCAUUGUUCAGGCGCUUGUCCGACGCGCAUCCACACGCCGUAACGGAUCUUGCUUUCCAGUACCGCAUGAACGAAGACAUCAUGACGUUGUCCAACAAACUCAUCUACAGCGACCGCCUCCGGUGCGGGUCCAAAGAGGUCGCGAAGAGAGCUCUGAUUCUGCCUAGGCGCGAACAGCUCACGGCGAUGCACAAAUCGUCGUGCGGGAACUCCACCUGCUGGAUCGAACACCUUUUGGCCGAGAGCUGCAAGGCGGUUUUCGUCGACACAGAUCUAGUACCCGCUCGUGAUUCCAAAGUCGGCGACUUGGUCCAAAACGAGGUCGAAGCAGAACUAGUGUAUCAGACAGUGCGAUCGUUACUCGCCGGGGGUGUACGAGAAGACCAAAUCGGCGUAAUAUCGCUUUACCGCCAGCAAAUCAAGCUCCUCUCGCACCUACUUCAGGAUCAUUCGGGCAUCGAGAUCCUCACCGCUGACCGGAGUCAAGGGAGGGACAAGGACUGCAUCAUCAUUUCGAUGGUGAAAUCGAACGAAUCAGGAGCUGUGGGUGAGCUCGUGAAGGACUGGCGGCGUGUUAACGUGUCCGUCACCCGCGCUCGGUCAAAACUUAUCAUAUUCGGGUCGCGGAGCACGCUUCAGAGCGCUCCGCUGUUGAAUGAGUUCUUUAUGCUCAUGGCCGACCGUAAAUGGAUCUACAAUCUGCCACCUGGCGCACAUCAGAUGCAUCGUUCGCUGAUCCCGCUGACAACCCGCAAACGAUCAUCGAAUGUGGCGUUGCUUUCCGAAGCGGAUCCACAUUCCGAUCGGCAUGAAGCGAAGAGCAACGCCUGCUCACCAAAGCGAGCACGACUGGAUCCGAGAAUUAUCGAUGCCCGACCUCUCCUCAAGGAUCUCGUGAAUGAUAUAUAA